This is a messenger RNA of Verticillium alfalfae VaMs.102, 1986 nucleotides long. RefSeq names its product urea active transporter. The transcript is spliced from 4 exons. NCBI's taxonomy places the organism in Eukaryota, Fungi, Ascomycota, Sordariomycetes, Glomerellales, Plectosphaerellaceae. Gene Ontology annotation, molecular function: urea transmembrane transporter activity. Bases 1 to 1986 code for a protein of 661 amino acids. Gene Ontology annotation, biological process: urea transmembrane transport. Gene Ontology annotation, cellular component: plasma membrane. The record is from RefSeq and is a predicted model, not a curated record.
AUGGCUGGAGGUGCAGCAUCGGGCGAUGCUUCCGGCAGCGUCGUGGCACCGCCUCUCCCGCAGUUCGCUGCAUACAUCGUUGUCGUCGUCAUCGGCUUCAUCUUUGCUGCCGUCAUGAUUGGCAUUACCCACAUCCUCAAGCGUACGGUCGGUGAAGACAACAAGAAGACGGAGAUGUUCAUCACAGCCAACAGGACUGUCAGCACUGGUCUCACGAGUUCGGCCGUCAUCUCGUCGUGGCUCUGGAGCACGGCUAUGUUGGGAAGUACCCUCGUCGGCUACAACUUUGGCGUCGCCGGUCCCUUUUGGUUCGCCGCAGGCUGUUCCCCCAUGAUUGUCUUCUUCUCUCUCCUGGGUAUCGCCUGCAAAAUGCGUGUCCCCCAGGCGCACACCCUGCUCGAGAUUAUCCGCAUCCGCUACGGCAAGGUUGGCCACAUUGUCUGGAUCGUACUGUGCCUCAUCAACAACAUUAUCGCCGUCGCCAACAUGCUGCUGGGCGCGAGCGCAGCCAUCUCAGCGCUCUCUGGCAUGCACGUCAUUGCCGCAACGUUCCUCCUCCCCGUCGGUGUCAUUUUGUACACCUUUGUUGGCGGCAUCAAGGCCACGUUCCUCACCGACUAUGUCCAUACGUUCAUCAUCACUAUCAUCAUUUGCUUCUUCACGAUCAAGGCCUUCUUGACGCCCGAGAUUUCGUCGCCUGCCCAUCUCUAUGAGCUGAUUGUGGCCGCUGGCGAGGCACACCCCGUCAGCGGUAACCACAACGGCUCCUACCUGACCAUGACGAGCCACGGCGCCAUGCUGUUCGGCAUCAUCCACGUUCUCGCCAACUUUGGCCUCGUCGUCAUGGACACGGGCUUCUUUGUCAAGGCCUUUGCCGCUCGUCCCCAGGCCGUCGUACCUGGGUACGUCAUUGGGGGUAUUGCCUACUUUGGCAUCCCCUGGUGCCUGGGAACGCUGAUGAGCUUUGUAGCCCUGGGUCUUGAAGGCGAGGAGAUCUUCCCGACGUAUCCUCGACGCAUGUCCGGCACGGAAAUCUCCAAUGGCCUUGUGCUCCCGUACGCCGCCAUUGCCAUUGCCGGCAAGGGUGGCGCCACGGCGAUCCUGCUCAUCACCUUCAUGGCCGUCACGUCGACGCUGUCGGCCCAGGUCAUUGCCGUCUCGUCCAUCAUCAGCUUUGACAUUUACCGCCAGUACAUCAACAAGGCCGCUACCGACCGGGAUGUCAUUCGAUGGAGUCACAUCGGCGUCGUCUUUUUUGGCCUCUUCUCUGCUUGCUUCUCAACCGUGCUUCACUAUGGCAAGGUCGAUCUCGGCUGGACGCUGUACAUGCUGGGCGUCUUGACAUGCCCCGGCAUCUUCCCGACGACCUUUGCUAUUCUCUGGAAGAAACAGUCUACCGUGGCUGCUGUCGUCUCGCCCAUCCUCGGUCUCUUCACUGGUCUUGCUGUCUGGCUCGGCACUGCUCAAGCGCUCUUUGGCGAGAUCAGCGUCGCAUCCACCGGUCAAGCGGCCCCCUGCACCUGGGGCACGACGGCAUCUGCGUUAAGCCCGGCGCUCUACUCUGUCGUUAUUUCUCUCGUGAAGCCUGCCAAUUUCAACUGGGCCGACUUCCGCAACGAGAAGCUCACUCUCGAUGGUACGACACAGAAUGUCGAGGAAUCGGACUAUCAGACAAACAAGGCCCAGCUCAAACGUUGGGGCCGCCUCAGUGCGUACUGGUCGCUCGCCACGUUCUUCGGACACUGGGUCCUGUGGCCUCUGCCAAUGUACGCGGCCAAGUAUGUCUUUAGUGAGAGCUUCUUUGUGGCCUGGCUUGUCCUUGCCAUUAUCUGGGUGUGGAUCACAAUGUUUGUCGCCGGCUUUUUCCCAAUCAUCGACGGGCGCAAGCAAAUCGUGGAUGUCAUUCAAACACUACGGGGGCGCAGCAAGAAGCCCGAGACGAGCGAAAGCGAGGAACCCGCGACGCCGCCGAGUCCGUGCCUAUGA